GACUUGGCCACUCUAUGGCAAAAAGUGGACAACAACAAAAAGCAAUAAAAGUGGUUUUAUAAAAGAACAACCAAUUAAUUCUAAUAAAAAACCAAUUGAGUGAAUAUCUUUUCUAGUGCUUUGUUUUAUUUAAUAAAUUUGUUGCUGGUAAAAGAAUACACCCAUAAUAACCAUGAGAAGAUUGCGCCGUCACUAUAUAAAAUUGGUAUUUCUGGUUUUAUUUUGCGGGGCCGGUGUCUUGUACUUUACAAGAACCACGGAAGAUGUGGACAGGCAAAGUCAAAUACAAAUAAUGGAACGCUCUAUAAGAUCGGUUAUGAACCAAGUUGAAUGUCGUUUACCCGAGCUGCCAAUCGAUAAUCCUGAAUUAAUGAAAUUCUUUCAUCCAGUAGAUAAAGUUAACUGUGGCAAUCCAAAUGAUGAUUGGGUAAUGUGCGAAAAAUCUAUAUGUUUUGUUAAACCCGAAGCAAUAGCAGCAAAUGGUGACAUAACUUGUAUAUUUACUGAUAUAAUACGUAAAAGUGACUUCAAAGCACGUUAUGGGAAAUCGGUAAAAACAAAGGAACCCUAUAUCCUGCAAUCAUCGGACUUUGUUAAAGUACUCUGUACAGCAGAAAACGGUUUAAGUUGGUUUGGUAUGGCUCAUGGCAUACGUGAUGGCGUUGAAAAUACCUUAAUACACAAGCCACAACCGCCUCCAUUGAAUAAUGUUAACCCUUUAAAUGUAUUGGACCCGUCAUCUGAAUUGCCUGCCUACUUCAAUGUACUCAUGUUUGGUUUUGAUUCGCUAAGUCGUAAUGCCUUUAUGCGAAAACUAUCCAAGACCUACAAAUACCUAACGAAAGAACUUGAUAGUGUUGUUCUUAAGGGUUACAAUAUUGUUGGUGACGGCACACCGCAAGCAUUAACGCCAAUUUUAACGGGCUACACAGAACUGGAAAUGCCCGAAACACGUAAACGCAUGAGCAAUGCUCUGCCCGUUGAUCAGGCAUAUCCCAUGAUAUGGAAAGAUUAUGAAAAACACGGCUAUGUAACCUCCUUCAACGAGGAUAUACCUUCGGUGGGCACUUUUACAUAUCGAUUAACGGGAUUCGAAAAACAACCAGUUCAUCACUAUUUACGUACUUACUACCAGGAGGCCGAAAAUAUAUUAAGUUCCAGUAAGGAGCACUGCAUAAAUCAUGAAGCCACACACUUGACUAUGAUGGAGUAUACAAAAAACUUUAUGGCAAAAUAUAGCGAUACUCCCCGAUUUGUUUUUAGCUUUCAUGGUGGACUUUCUCAUGAUUCUAUAAAUCUGAUUGAAUCUGCCGAUGAAGAUGUCGUGACAUGGCUGGAAACAUUAAAAGCAAAACAAAUAUUAGAUAAUACUAUACUAAUAUUUAUGUCGGAUCAUGGUAUAAGAUUUACAGAAAUACGCGAAACUUUACAAGGAAAGCAGGAGGAGCGUUUACCCUUUUUCAGCUUUGCUUUUCCUGAAUCAUUUAAGAAGCGGUUCGCUCAAGAAUAUCAGAAUUUUGUAAAGAACAGCGAAAGAUUGACGACACCUUUCGAUAUACAUGCAACACUUGAACAUAUUUUAGAACUUCAAAAUAUAAAACCAACAGCCAAUUCCAAUGAGUUGACAUCCUACGAAGCUCUGGCAGAAGAAUCCACUCCUGUAGAACCAACACCAAAUAUCGAAGUUUCCGCAUUGGCUAAACAUCGUGCUAUAUCACUUUUCACGCCAGUACCACAAAAUCGUUCAUGUGCAGAUGCAUACAUAGAGCCACAUUGGUGUGCCUGCCUUAAUUGGCAACAACUUAAUGUAAGCUCCGACAUGGGUAUCUUAAUUAAGGCGGCCGCCAGUAUACUAAAUGUUAUUAACAAUGCUACUGAAACAUUUCGCCACUACUGCGAACCUUUACAUUUGAAGCGUAUCAACUGGGCACUGCUUUUGAAGCCCCACCACGAGUUGUUGUCAUUUAAACACAAUUUAGAUAUGGAUGGCUAUUUAUCCGAUUUAACUGGCAGUUCUCGUUCAUCCGAAGUUUAUUAUCAGCUGCAAAUUUUAGUAUCGCCGGGCGAUUCACUCUUUGAAGCCAGUGUCUCUUAUAAUUUAGAUAAUUUAACUAUGUACACUAAACUUUCGCAAAUAUCACGAAUCAAUAUUUAUGGCUCACAGGCCAAUUGUAUUUACGAACGCAAUCCGGAACUUCGUAAAUAUUGCUAUUGCAAGAAAUAGCUAAAUGUUUAAAAUGAGAUUAAUUUAUAUGCAAUAGAUUUAAGUUUAUUUUUUUGUACUCUACGCGAGCAGUAUUUAUUUCAAAAGUUCAAGUCUUGGUCACAAAUCAAAACAAAAAAUUUGAUUUUAAUUUUAAGUUUAAACUACAUAUUUUACGAAUACAAAUUUCUCGAACUGAAUUUAGAAUAUAUACAUAUAUUUAUGUUUAGCAUGAAAACACAGUCAUUAGUAGAUUAUUAAAACUUAAAAGCACCUAGUCUAUAUAAAUCUCUCACUAAGUAACAUGACAUACAUAAUUUUAAGGAACUGUGGGGGUUUUCAAUGGUACUACACUAACAGCUCAAUUUUUUUUUAACAAACAAAAUGUUUUAACACAAAAUUAAAAAUUCAUGAGUAGUUUGUCAUUCCGUUUGUAAUUUCUACAUUUUUCAUUAGCGAACCAAUAAAAUAUAUAUACUGGUUCGUUAUAGAUAACCAGGGAAACCAAAAUAUGCAAAUGCAUGUUUUUUCUGGUGAGUCUAAUGAGCACAUGGAUAAGAUAUUUACACGUUUCAGAACUAUUUAAGAAUUUUGGCAUCGAUUUGUUAGUGCAUAUUUUUGCAUAUAUUACCCUUAAAUACAUAUU
Molecule: messenger RNA, 2849 nt
Organism: Calliphora vicina (urban bluebottle blowfly)
Lineage: Eukaryota; Metazoa; Arthropoda; Insecta; Diptera; Calliphoridae
Exons: 7
Coding region: 173-2224 (683 amino acids)
Source: RefSeq, a predicted model, not a curated record